Messenger RNA from Drosophila arizonae, 1381 nucleotides. RefSeq names its product ran-binding protein 3 (gene RanBP3). Gene Ontology annotation, biological process: protein export from nucleus. The record is from RefSeq and is a predicted model, not a curated record. NCBI's taxonomy places the organism in Eukaryota, Metazoa, Arthropoda, Insecta, Diptera, Drosophilidae.
CUGUUUUACAGCACUGCAAAGGCUUCAAGAGAACGCUUUUUUCUUGUAAAAAUUUUUAGCAAACUAUAAAUCACAAACAUAUAUUUSCAUUGCCAUGUCCGAAAAUAAUGAGGCGUCGGUUGAAGCAAACUGCUUCAGAGGCGGCUUUACUUUGAAAGCAUCACGUCUUGGCGGAGCUGUGCUGCGACCACCUGUGCUUGGCGACAGUUCUGUAAUAAGUUCGGCUCAUAUUAAUACCAACAGCAACAAUAAUAGUUCGACAGCAUUAGCCGGCGGAAGCGAGAAGUCUGAUGAGGAUGGUAUUGUAGGUAAUCCGUUUUUACGCGAGCAAAGGGAAGAUGAAGAUGAUGUCGCCGCUCAAGUGGUGGAGUCCACUGAGAAUAUUGAUAAGGAUGAUGAUGAAAUCGACGAGCGGCCGGAUCCGCUCUCAAUGCUGCGCAAUAACGGCAUUGAGCGCUCCAACAUAUUUGCUGCAGCUAAAACAACUUUGCCGCGUGUUGAGACAAGUGGAUUUAUUUUCGGCCAGAAUGUGCACGAGCGAGUCGUGGGGGAAAAUCUGAGCACAGAAUCAAGUGCGGAAGCUGCCUCAUCUGGAACAGCGGAAGCUACCUCAUCGCAGUUGCUAUUUUCCAGCGUCAUUCAGAAAGCUGCUAAAUCGACAGACAACAACAAGGAGACGUCGGAGGCAAAGAGCCUGAACGACGUGGCCCGUGAAUACGAGGAGAGCCGUGCUCAGAAACGGAAAUAUGAAGAGGUGGAGACCUUUACCGGCGAGGAAAAUGAAAUCAAUAUUGCCGAUGUUAGCUGCAAGUUAUUUGCAUUUGUCAACAGCAAUUGGGAGGAGCGCGGACGCGGUAGUCUACGUCUAAACGAUGCCAAGGAUGAGCAUGACUGCUCACGCGUCGUUUUUCGCACAUCGGGCAACUUACGCUUGCUAUUAAACACUAAAGUUUGGGCUGCAAUGGUGGCCGAACGAGCCAGCCAGAAAUCGCUACGUCUAACUGCCAUGGACAAUACGGGUACCGUUAAGAUCUUUUUGGCCAUGGGUCGACCUGCAGACAUUGCACAGGUGCACAAAGCGCUGAGCGAGCGCAUUGCCAAGCGCAAGCUGACGCAUCCAGAGGAGUGUGCUGUGGUCGAAGCCAAAAAUGGACUUUCAUCUGAAGCCUGUGCUGUCAACGUACAGCCGGAGUCAACAACCAACGAUGACGAUGAGGAUGAAGCUGUGGGUGCUGUGGCUGACCCAGUGCCAGCCACUGGUUCCACCACAGCCAUUGCCGAAGCGGAUAGCAACGAGCCCAGCCCAAAGAAGGCGCUCAUGCUGGCGGACAGCAGCGUGGAUGUGGUCGUGCCAGCGGCAGAUAAUGAUGCUGAGGCAGAA